UCGUUUUGACUUUGGAGAAAAACCAAACUCGUACAGUGCCAGAUCCAGUGGAGCAAGGGGUGAGAACACGGUUUGGAACCCCAUCAUGGCCGUCACUCAGUUCCGGUUAUUUAAAGUGUGUACCUGCCUCGCGACAGUAUUCUCGUUUCUAAAGAGGUUGAUAUGCAGAUCUGGCAGAGGAAGGAAAUUAAGUGGAGAUCAAAUUACAUUGCCAACUACCGUUGAUUAUUCAUCAGUUCCUAAGCAGACAGAUGUGGAAGAGUGGACGUCCUGGGAUGAAGAUGCUCCCACAAGCGUGAAGGUGGAAGGAGGGAACGGAAAUGCGGCCACACAGCAGAGCGCUGUGGAGCAGCUGGAGCCUGACUACUUUAAGGACAUGACACCUACUAUAAGGAAAACUCAGAAAAUUGUUGUUAAGAAGAGAGAGCCCUUAAAUUUUGGCAUCCCAGACGGCAGCACAGGUUUCUCCAGCAGAUUAGCAGCUACACAAGAUAUGCCUUUUAUUCAUCAAUCCUCUGAGUUAGGCGACUUGGAUACCUGGCAAGAAAAUACCAAUGCGUGGGAAGAAGAGGAAGAUGCAGCCUGGCAAGCAGAAGAAGUUCUGAGGCAACAGAAAAUAGCAGACAGAGAAAAGAGAGCAGCAGAACAACAAAGGAAGAAAAUGGAGAAGGAAGCACAGAGGCUAAUGAAGAAGGAACAAAACAAAAUCGGUGUGAAACUUUCAUAACCAAUGUGCUUCACAUGUCACAGUGCCAGCAGGAGAAAUCCGGGCUCCGCAAUCCACGCGACAUUGACAUGGAUUUAAGAGUAUUUUCGGGCCACAAACACACUGCUUGAUUCUAAUGCAUUCAUCAGGCCAUCCAGGACACAGGAUUCUCCCAAAGUACCUUGAACUCUUAGUGAUUGAGACUCAAAGGAACAAAAAAGACUUACGAGGCAUUAUUUUCCUCAGCGGGCUCCAAACAUAAGACGAUUGUUUGCUGUCAAGAAAUUAUUACAAAUGGAAUAUACUGGUACUUCUCAAGCUAUUGUUUCUAGCUGAAUAAAUAUGUAUAAUUUUAUGGUGGAAAAGAACUCUCUAUCAUGCUUUCCUUCAAUGUUCAUAAUUAUAAAAUAAAUAAUUUUAAUAUCC
Messenger RNA from Chinchilla lanigera (long-tailed chinchilla), 1132 nucleotides. It is a transcript of the gene Ebag9, whose product is annotated as estrogen receptor binding site associated, antigen, 9. The transcript is spliced from 7 exons. The record is from RefSeq and is a predicted model, not a curated record. Gene Ontology annotation, cellular component: secretory granule. Bases 86 to 727 code for a protein of 213 amino acids. NCBI's taxonomy places the organism in Eukaryota, Metazoa, Chordata, Mammalia, Rodentia, Chinchillidae.